AUGAGUAUCGACCGGAGAUCCUCGGAGGCCAGUCAGGUAUUUUCAGGUGACUCCGCGGCUUUCUUGCCUAUAUCCAAUGCAGCCUCACCAGUGUCACCACCCAGCAGCGCUGCACCGGGAGUUCGAUCAGUGCUAAUCCGUCUAUACACAUCUCACCUACUCUCAGCAUGGAACUCUCGGAUGUUUGAGUUCGGUGCUGUUUUGUUUUUGGCGUCCAUCUUUCCUGGCACGCUACUCUACGCUUCGAUCUACGCGCUUGUUAGGGCCUUGUCUGCCGUGGCCCUCUCAUCUUGGCUGGGUGCGCUAGUUGACAAGUCGGACCGACUGGUAAUCUUGAGGCAGUCGAUUGUUUGGCAAAGAGUCCCAGUUGCGAUCUCUUGUUUGUGCUUUGUUGCUCUCUCGGCUACGAGCAACUGGAAAGUGGCCCUGAUUCUGUUCGUUGUGCUGGGAUUCUUUGCUUGUCUUGAGAAACUGGCUGUCACUGCAAAUACGGUAGCAGUUGAGCGUGAUUGGGUUAUCGUCAUUUCGGACAGCAUCAAUGUGCCUCGACAAGAAUUAAAUGCGUCGAUGAGACGUAUUGAUCUCUUUUGUAAGCUGAUUGCUCCAGUGUUCAUCUCUCUCGUGGAUAGUUUUUCGACCCGAGUCGCUACUUGGACUGUCCUGGGCUUGAAUGCUGCGUCUGUACUCGUUGAGUACUUUGCCAUCGCUCAGGUAUACAGAUCAGUUCCGAAUUUGAGAAAAGCAACAAUCUCGUCCCAAUGUAGUGGCGAAAACGAGGCAAACCACACUGACCACCGCUCAUGUCAAACAAUAAAGAGCUACUUACGUGGGAGCAUAGCUCCUUGGAAAGAAUAUGUCGCAAGUCCAGUAUUCUUGCCGUCCUUUGCGCUGAGCUUGCUGUACAUGACUGUUCUCUCAUUUGGCGCAACCAUGGUCACAUACCUGCUCCAUAGCGGUUUCAAUCCACUGGAAGUCAGUUGUAUGCGUAUUGGCUCGGUGGUCGCCGAAGUCUCUGGCACAUGGACAGCACCCAUUAUUAUGAAUCGCAUUGGUCCCAUCCGGUCUGGACUGUGGUUCUUGAACUGGCAGUUCUGUUGUGUGGCCGGAGCGGCUUUUGCAUUUGUUCUCUGGGACUCAAACUCCAAGCUAGUUGCAGCAACCCUGAUUAUUGGUGUUGCUCUGAGUCGGAUCGGACUUUGGGGCUUCGACUUGUCGGCACAAUUUUUAGUUCAGGAAAAUAUCGACGAACACUCCCGGGCCAGGUUCUCGGCAGCGGAGAUGGGACUGCAAAAUAUUUUCGAGAUGCUUUCUUUUGCAUCCACCAUCGUGUGGUCUUCUCCUGAACAGUUUCAAUAUCCGGUGAUGAUCAGCGCUGGAGCUGUGUCGAUGGCGGCCGCCUGCUUUGCGGCCUAUGUGCGCAAGGAACGGGGGCACCUACUGCAUCGAUCAAAGUGUUUGGGAGGUGACAAGCCAGGAUACCGACAAAUUAGAACUGCGAAUAGAUCCGCAGCAUAA
Penicillium pulvis is the source of this 1515-nucleotide messenger RNA. RefSeq names its product putative iron-regulated transporter. Gene Ontology annotation, molecular function: iron ion transmembrane transporter activity. Gene Ontology annotation, biological process: iron ion transmembrane transport. The transcript is spliced from 4 exons. Gene Ontology annotation, cellular component: membrane. The coding region runs from base 1 to 1515 and encodes 504 amino acids. The record is from RefSeq and is a predicted model, not a curated record. Lineage: Eukaryota; Fungi; Ascomycota; Eurotiomycetes; Eurotiales; Aspergillaceae.